AAUAAAUAUUGUAAUAGUCGCAGGAAAUUCAGGCCCAUAAGCAAGAGGAGGAAGAAGAAGGAGGAGGGCAUGACAAACCACACGUUCGGUCUGGGUCUGGGCCUCUUCGUCUUACUGAUUAUUUGGGUACUAGCUGGCUUGGUAUUCCUGGUGUCUUUGCGCAUCGAGCAGAGAAUUGGUGCCGUUGCUUUGGCUGUCGCUGCUAUUAUUACCAUUGUACUUGUCAGUGUACCUCGUGCACCCGAACAUCCCGUCCCUCAUGAAAACAAGCCCUACGAUCACUUCUUUAUUUGGCGUUUGAUUACUACUAUUUUGUUGGGUGCUUCAGCUGUAGUUGCAAUCGUGAGUUACUUCAAACUUGGACUUAUGGAAGUUGCUAGACCACAGAGAAUUAAAAACUGGGUUUUUUAAAUAGUUUCUAAAAUACUUUAGAGGCCUUUAAAGCUCAAAACACUAGACCAUAUGCCUUACUUAUAAAAGACAAGACAAAAAUU
This is a messenger RNA of Copidosoma floridanum, 494 nucleotides long. RefSeq names its product transmembrane protein 218. Lineage: Eukaryota; Metazoa; Arthropoda; Insecta; Hymenoptera; Encyrtidae. The record is from RefSeq and is a predicted model, not a curated record.